CCCUAACAAAAUAUCUCGCGGAGUCCCAUCCAAUAUCCUCCAAACCCCGAACCUUCUCAUAAACCCUUCCCCCACCGAUUACCUCGAUUCCUCCAUCCCAUCAAAACCCUCCCACCUUCCUAUACUUCUACCUCUCGCUGAAGCAAAAACCCCAGUCCACACAGUUGCGCCUUUUCUUUUCGACAUUAACGCAAACACCAUGAGCUCAUUCAACAACACCCCUAACUUCGACAAUCCGCUCCUCCAAACCCUAAUGGGCCGUCUCCAAAUCCGCCCACCCAACUCCUCCCAGCGCCCUUUCGUCGCCAAAUCCCUCGAGGACCUCCUUUUCGACGCUGUCAACAAUCUCUCCGAUGACUCCGAUGACGACGACAACGCCAUGGAUCCCAGCGGCGGCAUCGACUCUUCUGCCAAGACCCAGCUUCGCAAGGAGGAGGCCAAGCUCGAGAAGGACAUCAUCCGGGUGAUUCUAUCGGGCAAGACCGAUUCUUUGAAGCCCAACUCCGGUCAGGCGGUUACCAUCGGCGAGCACCAUAUCUGUGUCGGGUUCCACGAGGAGAAGGGGUCGGAUUACAGAGUGUGGGAGUGGCAUGGCCACAUCAUGCUGUUUGACGAAGAGAAUGGGUACACCCCCGAGUAUAUCUAUGGGAAUCACUUCGAGAGGUUGCUUGGUGGUGGUGUCUCGCGUGGAGGUGGUGCGGUUAGUCGGUCGCAUAAGGAAGAGGAGGAAGAUGAUGAGGAGGAGGAAGGAGGAGAGAAAGAAGAGGAGAGAACGGCGAAUUUGGGGUUGAGGGAGUUGAUUGACGGUGGUGAUUCCAGUGGUGCUCGGAUACUGCAUAGGAAUGUCGUCACUGGCGCAAAGGUCUGGUUUGAACUGUAA
Linum tenue is the source of this 880-nucleotide messenger RNA. The record is from the annotation of a GenBank genome assembly. Lineage: Eukaryota; Viridiplantae; Streptophyta; Magnoliopsida; Malpighiales; Linaceae.